Camelina sativa (false flax) is the source of this 720-nucleotide messenger RNA. NCBI's taxonomy places the organism in Eukaryota, Viridiplantae, Streptophyta, Magnoliopsida, Brassicales, Brassicaceae. The record is from RefSeq and is a predicted model, not a curated record.
AUGUGCAAGGGUUUUGGCUCAAGUCUCACGGGGGCUGCGCUUCAGUGGUUUAUCAACUUGCCAAACGGCUCAAUAAAUUUGUUUGCAUCAUUGACAGACGUUUUUGUUGAACAAUUCGCAAGCAGCAGAAACCUCGAAAAAACAGCAGAUGAUCUGUAUGAGGUGCGACAGAAGAGAGAUGAGUCAUUACGUGCCUAUGUGGGACGAUUCAACAAGGAGAAGGUGUCAAUACCAAGUUGCAACAUGUCUACUGCCAUAUCGGCCUUCAAAAGAGGUUUACUCCCAGAUGGCGACUUAUACAAAGAGCUAACCAAAUACCAAUGUAGAACGAUGGAGGAUGUACUCUCACGUGCAUGGGCUCAGAUCAAAUGGGAAGAAGACUCGGCUUAUCACCAACGACGUUCGCCACGGUCUGACCGCCUUGUGAGAAACGAAAGGUCGAGUAGGGAUGACAAACCUUACCAAAGACCUAAGGACGAGAACACUAAGAGUGAAAGAAGGAACACGCAUCGACCAUUGAGCGGAGCAGACGACUUGAAACCCAGAUCAUCAACAUGGCCAGAUAUCAGUAACCUUUCAAUCUCGCAUGCACACUUAGUCGGUGUACUGAAGGAGAUGGGUGAAAACAUGAGAUGGCCUCCAAAGAUGAAGGCACCUGACAACAAGCGGAACGCCUCAAAGUGGUGUGAAUUCCACAAUGAUCACGGCCAUAGAACAUAA